This is a messenger RNA of Lutzomyia longipalpis, 1617 nucleotides long. RefSeq lists its product as uncharacterized. The record is from RefSeq and is a predicted model, not a curated record. The coding region runs from base 131 to 1462 and encodes 443 amino acids. NCBI's taxonomy places the organism in Eukaryota, Metazoa, Arthropoda, Insecta, Diptera, Psychodidae. The transcript has a single exon.
UUCUGGGCUGAAGAGAAUUCUCGCGUGUAAUCUGUACGACUCGUGCCCAUUAUUUACCAUUGAGGAUGGUUAAAAGCCAUCUCCUCCGUAGGCUGUGAAUCAGUUUUUGCGUAAAAUUCUCAACUUGAAAAUGUGCAGUGCUGCGGAGCUUAAUAUUACGGCGGAUGAUUUAAAAUUAAUCUGUCGUCGUCAUUUAGUGCGUGAAACGUGCAACUAUCGCAAAUUCUACGUGAAUUCGUGUGAAUUGAAAAAAUUGGAUGAUGGCCCAGCGGGAUUCUUGGCGCAUCACUACAUCAUGACGGUGGAGAUUAGUGAGAAAGCUGUGGGCUAUUGCGAUGAGAAGAGAUCAAUAAAUUCCCAAACAAUCACAUUCUUCGUCAAAGUCUUCCCUGAGAGUGUACAGGAGCAAGCUGAAUAUACGAAUGAGAUGAAGGCAUUCCAGAAGGAGGUUGACCUGUAUUCAUUUCUCCUGCCUCGCCUUCAGGAUAUUGGGAUUGGUUCAAAGGAAUGGGGUGCACAGUCCUACCUGACGAAGGAUGAUAAAAUUUUGGUCAUUGAAAAUCUCAAAGCUGAUGGCUUUGAGAUGGCUCUCACGCACACAGGGGUGUGCAAUUUUGACUUUGACCACCUUUCUGUGGGCUUGGAUGUUGUGGCGCGUUUCCAUGCAUGUGGGAUUGUCCUCGAGGAUCGUAGCCACGUUCAACCGCCACAAAUGUACCCGGAUUGCUUCGAGGAGAACGCCUAUCCCGACGUGGAGAAUCACAUUCGGAUGCUGGGGCUGAAAAAUGCCAUCCACGCGCAUUUGGAAUUAAUCAAGCGAAUCCCCAAAUAUCAAGAUAAUCAAAAGUUAAAUACAAUCCUCACAGAAUACCCGAAGGUUAUCAUGAAGAUUGUUGACUUUGUCAAGCCGUCUGAGCAGUAUAAGAACGUGGUGAGUCACGGGGAUCUCUGGGCCAAUAACAUCAUGUUCCAGUACGAAGAACGUGGCGAAGAGAAGAAAAUUCUCAAGCCCGUUGAUGGGCGUCUUGUGGACUUUCAGCUCGUCCGCUAUGCACCACCAGCUCUCGAUGUGGUCACCCUUGUGUGCAAUACAACGGACAGUGCCUUCCGCAAGGAAAAGCAGAGCAUCCUUCUGGAUGGCUACUACAAGAGCCUCACGAAGGAAUUGGCGAGAUUUGGCAUUGUAGCUGAAGACAUUAUUUCCUGGGAGGACUUCUUGGAGAGCUGUGAGCAUUACAAACUCGCAGGGUUAAUUGAGAGUGUCCUCUUUGGGCAUCUCACGCGACUCCCAACGGAAAUUGCCAAUGAACUCCUAACUUCUUCGGAGAAAUUUGGGGAUUUCAUCAAAUCCCACGCAAGGGAUGAAUAUUGCAUUCGUGCUUUUGAGACGGAUUUCAAUUAUAGAACACGACUGACUGACUCCUUCUGCCAAAUCAUCGAUAAUUACAUCUUUAAUAAUUAAAUACUACAAUUAAUUCUUAUAUCAUAAAGCAAAUAAAUCAAAUUAUUCACUCCCAAUACAGCAAUGAUUUCACCUCUUGAUUGUUCACCCUCAACUCGGGGGAUUUUUCUUAAGGGUUGUGCGAUAAUGUUAUAAAUCAAUUUGUUUACGAAUGU